GCCAAUUCUGAUGAUGAUAGUUUUGUGUUAACACACGUACGCGAUCCUGGGGGAAGUGUCACAGAGUUUCCUACAAUUUGCGCAACGAGGGUGCAGCGUAGGCCGGGUCAUUUAGGAAAAAUUAUUGUAUGAAACUCUAUGGGAAGUACCCCUUAAUAGCUUCGCUGUAAAAUGGUGACGAGGUUGCUGAAUAAAAUUGUUGCGGGUCGGCUCCGUGUGUGUAUCACCAGUGUCUCUGUUUCCAUUGUCCGCAACACGCUGCAUAAUUUUACUAAAAGCAGGAGCGCCGUGUGCAACAUCACGGUAGUCUUGGUCUAUAGAGCAGCCCGACUACGGUUCUUGCCGAAUACAAAAUUGAGUUUUGUAUUGCUGCAUGCGCAAUAGGACGCAACUUUCUUGCAUGGUCGUUCAAGCCAGCUCACAUUACCUGCGAUGGUGGUAUACAUAAUUGCAAAAAAAAAAAAAAGUGUGCGCCAUGUUCUCGCAGAUGCCUCUCGUGAAAGACCGCAUCGUGCACUCUCCCUUCCCGGACGUCCAUAUACCGGAUUGCACGUUGUACAACUUCAUCGCUAGAUUCCUAAAGCGAUAUGCAGACAAGAUUGCCUUUGCGGAAGGGGACGAGAGCAUGAGCUACGCGUUCCUGCAGACGCGCCUGCACCAAUACGCCAUGGGCUUCCACAAGCAUGGCCUGAGGCGUGGUGACCGCUUCAUCGUAGCCGUGGACAACACGAUGGACGCGCUGAUCUCCAUCCUGGCACUCAUGUUCUCGGGAUGCGUGGCCUGUUUCGCCAGCGGGCCCAGAACGUCGCAUGAGUUGGCUUAUCAAGUCAAAGACGCCGGGGCAUCGUUCUGCCUCACGGACAGCGACAACUUGGCGUAUAUCCUCGACGAACAGCAUCGGUGCCGUUUCAAGAUGAUAUUCGUGAUGCGGGACACACCAGGGUUCGUGUCCGUGGCCUCGUUUCGGAAGAUGCCCGAGAUGGCGCUUCUGGAGCUUCAGGAACAAGACACAAAGAAGGCGCUUUGCGCGAUCGCUUACACGUCGGGCACCACGGGCGAUGCCAAGGGAGUUAUGGUGUCGCAGUACAGUUUCAUAGCCGCUAUCCAGAGUAUCAGGGCAAUGAAGUGCGCCGGUGAAAACGAAGUGCUCAUAGUAUUGUGGAACCUGUACUCCGUGAGCGCGAUACGCCUCUUCAUGGAAGCGCUCUGCAACGGAAGUACGUCGGUAAUCGUGAAGCCGAAUCAUGGAAGUGCAAAGAUGUUUGAAGCGAUCAAGAAGCACAAGGUGACGACGCUAUACGGAUCGGCCACACCCUUGCAGCGGCUUGUGCGCGAAGCGCUCAGCGCGGGCGAGACGCUGAAGAGUGUCACACGCGUCGGCAGCAUCGGCGGCACUCUGCCCGAGACAGCCGUGGAGCAAAUGCGGAGCGUGUUCGACCUGCGCAAGCUAGGGCACGCGUACGGGCUCACCGAGGCCGCCGGCUUGGUUCUGGCGCCACCGUUUCAUGACGUCACCGUCGCUUACCUCGGCUACGCGUGCCCUGGAGUGCUCAUCAAGGUGGUUGACGUCACCACAAGAGAGCCCCUUCCUGCUGAAAGAACUGGCGAAAUUUGCGUGAAGAUUCCUAGCGUCAUGAUGGGUUACUUAAACAAGCCGGAGCUGACAAAGCAGGUCCUUGACUCCGAAGGCUGGCUCUUGUCCGGAGAUUGCGGCUACUACGACGAGGGCGGCCGCGUGCACUACAUAGACCGGCUCAAGGACACAAUUAAGUGCCGCGGCUUCCACGUUCCAACUCCGGAGCUGGAGCAUCUCAUCAGCUCGAUGGCCGAAGUGAGCGAAGUUGCCGUAGUCGGCGUGCCCUCUGCCGAGUACCAGGAUGCACCGAUCGCGUUCGUUGUGCCCAAGCCCCCCGCCGUCGGGAGCGUUGCCCUCGCCCUCAAGAUCAAGCAGUACGUGGCAGCAAGAACGCCAAGCCACAUGCACUUGUAUGGAGGCGUAGUCUUCACGGACAGCCUACCACGGAACGAAAUAGGAAAAGUACUGAAGAGGGAGCUUAGAAAGAUCGCGGCUGACAAAGAUACGGUCAAGCUCUGAAGCAAAUUGCGUAAUAAUAUGUCAUGGGCUGGAGUUUGUUCUUUGAAUCUGACGCUGCCAUUAACUUGAUGAAUGAUUUGCAUAUUAAUAUGACACGGAUGAAGUUUAGUUAUUUCACGUGCUCGGAAGGAAACCGAUGCUGGCGUUAACAGACUGGGAGAUGUUGCGCAAUCCGCGCUUGUUUUGCAUCUCAUUUCAAACGUUGCUCUAGUUUGGCAGUUUUGUCUCCUAUAAGGCAGCAAGCCUUUCUUAAUGGCAUAUCGCCAUCAUGAACGCAUCUGUAGUUCACAUAUGGCGGUAAUCGUCGCAUUUCUUGGUACGUCGAAGCCUUUAACUAGUGUCACCACGUCAUUCUCUAACGUGCUCUUUACUGUUCGCUUAUGAUCGCGACUACCUUCGCCACGAACGCUGAGUACUGCUGUAGUAGCACAGUGCACAUGUGUUCAGCUGACAUGAGAGGGGGUCAAGAUGCUUCUAAUAAAUGAAAUGAGUGCUUUUGUUA
Molecule: messenger RNA, 2597 nt
Organism: Dermacentor andersoni
Lineage: Eukaryota; Metazoa; Arthropoda; Arachnida; Ixodida; Ixodidae
Molecular function (GO): CoA-ligase activity
Source: RefSeq, a predicted model, not a curated record